GGCUAAAAUGAGUGGACGAGGAAAAACCGGAAAGGCCAAGAGCAAGCCCAAGUCUCGCUCGUCCCGGGCCGGACUGCAGUUCCCGGUGGGCCGUGUUCACAGGCUCCUGAGAAAGGGUAACUAUGCUGAGCGGGUGGGUGCCGGAGCCCCGGUCUAUCUGGCCGCUGUGCUCGAGUAUCUGACGGCUGAAAUCCUCGAGUUGGCCGGUAACGCGGCCCGGGACAACAAGAAGACCCGCAUCAUCCCCAGACACCUGCAGCUGGCCGUCCGCAACGACGAGGAGCUCAACAAGCUGCUGGGAGGGGUGACCAUCGCUCAGGGCGGGGUGCUGCCCAAUAUCCAGGCCGUGUUGUUGCCCAAGAAAAGCGGCGCGCCCGCCAACCCCAAGGGCAAGUAAAGAGACAAAGCGACAAUUUAGAAACCCAAAGGCUCUUUUCAGAGCCACUCAGAUUGUCUGUGGAAGGGCUGAGCACCGGCUGUGGUGGGUCCGGGGGAUUUCCGAUCCGGGUGUCUGUCGUAGACAACAAGCAGCUUAAACUCCUGGUCUAAACCGCUUUUUCUCCUAAAAAGAAACAUUAUUUAUCUGCGCAUUAUUCUCCCUGAACCCGAACUCCCUCCCUUUCCUGAAUCGCCUCACUUUACAGAAAAUUAUUUUUUCGCGUGACGUCACCACUUCCUGGAUGACUGCCAAUUGGCGCUUGAUUGACAGUAAACCGCCUGAUCUCAUUGAGUGAAAAAGCCCAAUCAAAGAGUGGCAAUUCACCUAUCCGCAACGUCCUACGCGCCAAAACUAACUGUCUGUCCACCAAAACCAUGGAAGUCCACUAAGAGGAAAAUAAUUUUAUAAGAACAAUCCAAGAGUAAUUACAGGUGUGUGAAAAUAGGAGCCAAUCCAUUAAUAACAUUGACUGUGUGGAUUUAGUUAAAAAAAAUUAUCCUCGUGCAAGUACCCACAAAGAAGCGCAAUAGAAUCCAUGAAAAACCAAAAAAUCUGCCUCAGUGGAUUGGAAUGGGUUUCAGGACAGCUACAAGACACCUAACUGCAGCAAAGGUCAGAUGGUGACGAGAAGGCAUACAGGAGUGAGAUGGAUCAGCAGAAUGUGUGCUCUUGCAUUCAAUGUCAAUCAGACCAAGGAAUGGAUUGUGGACUUCAGGAAGGGUAACACAUGGGAACACACACCAGUCCUCAUUGAAGGAUCAGAAGUGGAAAAGGUGAGCAACCUCAAGUUCCUGGGCCCAUGAUAUUGAUGCUGUUAAAAAGAAGGUACAACAGUGGCUAUAUUUCAUUAGGAGUCUGAGGAGAUUUGGCACUCAUAAGUUUCUACGAAAGUACGUGGAGAGCAUCCUAACAGGCUGCAUCACCGUCUGGUAUUGGGGUGGGGGGGGGGGCACUGUACAGAAUCAAAAUAAAUUGCAGGAAGUUGUAAACUCAGUCAGCUCCAUCGUGGGCACUGUCCUCCCCAGCAUCAAGGACAUCUUCAAUGAGCUAUGCUUCAAAAAGGUGGCAUCCAUCACUAUGGACUCCAUCCCCUCUUUUCAUUUCUACCAUCAGGAGGUGGUACAGAAGCCUGAAGAAAUAAACUCAACAAUUCGGGAGCAGCCUCUUCCCCUUUGUCGUCAGAUUUCUGAAUGAACAUUGAACCCAUGAACCUCACUACCUUUUUUACCCUCUUUUUGUUCUACUUAUUUAACUUAAUGUAUGUAAUUUAGUUUUUAUUAUGUAUUGCAAUGUACUGCUGCCACAUAACAACAAAUUUCAUGAUGUAUGCCGGUGAUAUUAAAACUUAAAAGACUUAAAACUUAAAACUUAAAAGAUAUUAAAAGACUUUCUCUAAA
This is a messenger RNA of Hypanus sabinus (Atlantic stingray), 1836 nucleotides long. Its product is annotated as late histone H2A.2.2. Gene Ontology annotation, cellular component: nucleosome. The transcript is spliced from 2 exons. NCBI's taxonomy places the organism in Eukaryota, Metazoa, Chordata, Chondrichthyes, Myliobatiformes, Dasyatidae. Gene Ontology annotation, molecular function: structural constituent of chromatin; protein heterodimerization activity; DNA binding. The record is from RefSeq and is a predicted model, not a curated record. Bases 8 to 397 code for a protein of 129 amino acids.